This is a messenger RNA of Eleginops maclovinus (Patagonian blennie), 1235 nucleotides long. RefSeq names its product general transcription factor IIIC, polypeptide 6, alpha (gene gtf3c6). Bases 173 to 568 code for a protein of 131 amino acids. Gene Ontology annotation, biological process: transcription by RNA polymerase III. The record is from RefSeq and is a predicted model, not a curated record. Gene Ontology annotation, cellular component: transcription factor TFIIIC complex. Lineage: Eukaryota; Metazoa; Chordata; Actinopteri; Perciformes; Eleginopidae. The transcript is spliced from 6 exons.
AGCAGAGUCUUAACAAGAACACAGAUAGCUUCUCGGCCACCUUACAUUCGCGGAAGUUGUCGAAUCAAUGUUCAAUGUUCGAAAAAGCAUGGAAGACUUGUAUACAUAGCAAUACACCAAACCCUGUUUUACAUUAAUUGCUUUCCUUACCAUAGUUUUCAGGACUUUCGACAUGGAAGAUGAAUGGGAAGAGGAGGAGCAGAUCGUUGUGGUGGAGCUCUCUGGUAUCAUCAACAAUGACUUCCUGUCCAAGUGUCGAGGAACAUGCAAGAUACUGGAUAUUGACAGUGAGAAGCCCAUGAUGCAGGUUGGACAAUAUGUGUUUGCUGGGGAAUAUGAAGAUGCUUUGGGAACCUGUGUGCUGUUCGAGGAGGGACCAACAAAAGGAAAAGCAGAAAGUUGUCCAGAGCUCAAGUACAUGUGCCACACCACUAAAAAACUGAUGAUGCAACGAAUAUUCCUUGUUGAGAAGAAGGAGGGUGAAACCAGCACAGGAGGUGGUGACAGCGGUAAACAGAUGGACACAUUGUGUCAGUCAAAUCAAGAAGAAAAUGCCAACAAACAUUGAGAGACAGAAGACAUUAUGGACAACACAGAUUUGGAAGACUCAUCAGUGGGUUGAGAUAUUCAGUCUUUGCUGUAUUAUGACAUUCCUACACAAGUUUAAAAAUGUUUGUGAGUAUAGGAGGGACUGUCAGAACCAGAGGACUCAAAAAGUUCAGUCAUACUGUGAGGUGGCAGUACUAUGCACAUUUUGACUUACAAUGCUUUACAUGUAAUGCCUUUUCUUCCCUAAAAUAAAAAAUGAGUAAAUGUAACAUUUGAAGGACAACAUAAAUAUGGCUAAAUAAAACCUUAAAUGGAAUAGGAUUUUAAUGUGUUUAAUUUAAAUUUUCAAACAAUGUGAUCCAUUACAUUCUUUCCACAUAGGAAGGGUCUUGGAAAGGGCAGUCACAGAAAUGUGGGUCAAGAGCUGAGCUCAGCAGCAGGAAAUCCUGUCAUUGUGCUUCUCUGAUAUCAUUGAGUAUUUUUUCUACUUAGCAUGAUGAAUGUUUAACCAGCAGAGGGAGAUAAAUCUGCUUCAGCUUUAAUGUUUAAGUAGAAAAUAUGUCAUGUAUCCAUUCAAAGAAGUGGGAAGAGCAUGAAGACCUUUUGAUCAAUGUUUUUUUAUCAGCACUGCUCUGACUUUUGAUUUAUGAAGUUAAAGCCAGCAGAAAUAAAGGCUUUUCUAAUUU